Molecule: messenger RNA, 1621 nt
Organism: Pseudocercospora fijiensis CIRAD86
Lineage: Eukaryota; Fungi; Ascomycota; Dothideomycetes; Mycosphaerellales; Mycosphaerellaceae
Exons: 1
Coding region: 155-1621 (488 amino acids)
Source: RefSeq, a predicted model, not a curated record
CUCUUGUCACACACCGCACCUUUGCUCCUGUGAUUUCUGGUCGACAUUGGCAUCAACACACCCAAGCGAAGGGCUUGGCUUCACCGUUUGAGACAUCCCUUGCAACACCCUGGCCUUGGCCCUGCUCCCACACCUGGCUCCGCCUGACACCGGCAUGCGCGCACCAAUGCCAUAUCCUCACCACGACCCCUUCCAAGGAGGAGCCCAUCCUCCCUCCUCCACUGCAUACCACGGCGCUGAAGGCAACCUCCAUCCAACACCCACUGUUCGCUUCAACAACCCCCCCUUCGAAGACAUACCACUCCACGACCGCGACCGCACUCGAACGUCCCCUGUUCGCGAAGGCCUUGGCUCAAGGCUCCUCCCCUCCCUGUCGAAUGCACAGCCAACUGCAGCAGCCAUACAACGAUCUGCUUCCAUUCUUCACGGCAGGGCAAGAUCCUGGGCCGCCUAUGUUCCAAAAUUAAACACGAACACAAUCACGUCACCCGAAAAGCAGGAAUCGCUGCCAAAACCACGACCGCAAAGUAAGAUCUUUGGUGAUCUCUUUAACGGAGAGUCGGCGCCAGUGCAACUCGGUGUUCCGACUUCGCCUACCAAAGAAAAGGAGGGGACAGACUUCGUCAUGGAAUACCAGCCAGGCAACUUCACCGAACGACCCAUCGAUGGUCGCGUGCGCAGACAUUCGACAGCAAAGACGCCGACUCCAACGCCAACGACACCGCCCGUGACUGCUGCCAACCGAAAGACGUCUUGGUUUACGCGAAAGCCCACCUUACCUGCACCUGCGCCUGCGCCGGCCGCAGCCAAGGUAGAAGAUGAGAUGCUCAACCUCAACAUCCAUGCAUGCCUCUUCCCACACGGUCCCGCAGAUCCUCUUUCACCCCACGCCUUCAACGAUCUGCUCCGAAACGCGACGGAUCUGCUUCAACGAUUGCAAGCCGCUUACAAAGAGAAGCUUGACUACAUUGCCAGCAUUCAACCUGAGGUCGAUGCUCAGAAGGAGGAAGUGGACGAGGCGAGAACACGUUCCCAUCACCUGAAGAUGCAGCUGGAAGACAUAGGACGCAAAGCAGAAGAGCAGCGACAGGUGAAUGAGGAACUUCUCAUCCAGCUAUCCCAAGAGAAGGUCAAGCUUCAAGAAGCACAAGAACAGGCCAAGACCAUCCGGCUAGUUCGCCGCGAAACUGCGGAGACAGAAUUCGACACCGACGUCGACGAAAUGCCUCACAGACGGAAACGCAAUUCUGGUGGCAAUGCUAGUGACUCCGGUUUCGAGUCUGAUGCCGACACUUCGAGCCUGUUCAGCUCCAACAUCGACCACACAAUCCCAGCACAGUAUCAGCAGCAGCAGCAGCAGCAGCAGCAGCAGCAAAGGCUUGUUGUGACACUAGAUCACCAAAGUCAGCCGCAGGUCCGGUACGCGAGCUCGAGAGACAGUCGCAUGAGCCAGCAGUCUACCGCAUAUUCCGCUAUCAACCACAAUGACAGUACAUUGACUGCUUGGACCACCGUUGAGCGAUUACGAAACGAAAAUCGCCACCUUAGAACCCAGAUGGAGGAGAUGCAGUGCAAUUUGCAGAGCUGCAUCGAUCUUGUGAGCGGUGCAACAAGAUCUUGA